Vanrija pseudolonga is the source of this 738-nucleotide messenger RNA. RefSeq lists its product as uncharacterized. NCBI's taxonomy places the organism in Eukaryota, Fungi, Basidiomycota, Tremellomycetes, Trichosporonales, Trichosporonaceae. The record is from RefSeq and is a predicted model, not a curated record. The transcript has a single exon. The coding region runs from base 1 to 738 and encodes 245 amino acids.
AUGCUCGAAGCGUACCUCACCGUCGGGGCCGUCGCGCUCGUCGUCGGCCUGCUGCUCGGUACGCAGGCGCUCACCAUCCCGGCCCUCGAGCCGCUCGUAGCGUGGUUCUCCUCCUCCUCCGACGGGCGCUUCAGCUUGAGUCUCCGGCCGCCAGCGACCGACAAGAAGGGCGACGCCAAGGAUGCCGACGCCAACGCCCCGCGCAUGUCAGUCCCUGGUCUCACCGUGCCGGGCGAUACCGUCCUCGCCGUGUCGGCUGCGCGCGCAGCAUUCUCCGCCUACGCCAAGGUGCUCGUCGACGAGCUCGAGCGCAUCGACGUGCUCGAGGCCGUGCGGCGCGUGCCGUCGUCGCCCUCCUCGCACAGCAUCAGCGAGUUCGGGCAGCAGCAGCAGCGCUCGUCGCCGCCCAACAGCAGCGGCAGCGGGGGCAGACCGCGCUCCGUCGCGAGCCGGUCAAGCAGCGCCUCGUCGCGGGUGCGCUUCGCGCCGUCCGAGAUUGACGCUGCGCGCGCCGCACAGCGCACGCGCCGCCGCGAAGAGCUGGUCGAGAGCAUCAGCGACGCGCUCGGCGUGUACCGCGGCCUGCUGGCCCUGUGCGCCGACGCCGACGAGCCCGACCCCGACGUCGUGGUCUCGAUCCAGACGGGCGCAGGGAGCGGCGAGUACCGCAUCGACGUGCGCCCCGCCAGUGUGCCGGGCACGCCGACGCCCGAGGGCGGCGGUGGCGCCGAGGGGUAG